Molecule: messenger RNA, 826 nt
Organism: Guyanagaster necrorhizus
Lineage: Eukaryota; Fungi; Basidiomycota; Agaricomycetes; Agaricales; Physalacriaceae
Exons: 3
Coding region: 217-714 (165 amino acids)
Source: RefSeq, a predicted model, not a curated record
CUCCCAGCCUGAAUGUUCUCACUGUAAGAAUUAGGGUUAACAAAACGUCAAGGACUCAUUCAUCCGCAACUUUAUCGCAGAGCUGAUGGUAUAGUCACUUCCUGUACCAGCGGUAAUGAAUCACAAGACAGAACGAGGCAUUCUGGUCGAAAAGGACAAGGAAAGUAUGGGCUAAUAUGGGACGGUCGGACGUUAUUCGAUGCAAUUGGCAAUUCAAUGGCCUCCAAUAAACCACCACCAUAUUACAUUCUCUUUUCGAAUUCUUCACUAUCCCCAGCUCCUUCAACAACUUUAGGACAUCCCGCAAUUCAGUAUCAUUAUGCAGACGACUCUCUUUUGUCAUUGCUCCCGCAAUACCCUCAAGAACAUGUCCUUCUGUUGGACUACGACCCUUCCUCGAGCGCACCGCCCGCAGUGAAGAGCAUCUCCAAGAACAUGUCCGUAACUGGUCUCAAAAUAGAGGACGCACCAGGCGUAGCAGCAGUGGACGAAAGUGGCACGAAGCGAGUCGAGAAAAUGUUCAUCAUCGAAACCACGAUGCUGGAAAGCAAGAAUGCAGACCACGAGGAGAAAUCUCCCCAUGCCAUUCUAGCAGAGUUCAAGCACAAAAAUGCUAUCUUACGACGCGGUCUUGCCUACCCGGAGACUCCAAAGGCAACCAACACGACCACCCUGCCUCCGACAAGAAAUUCAACGUUACGACCAGACGUUUGAGCUCGUGGAGUUUCUUGACUUGGACGCCUGGAUUUCUUGACUUGGACACUUAAAUAAUGUAUAUCAUGUACAUACUGCACUGCCCAAUCUAUUUCCGCUUCUUUCCCCGGGU